This is a messenger RNA of Apiotrichum porosum, 1899 nucleotides long. It is a transcript of the gene GYP1, whose product is annotated as GTPase-activating protein. The transcript has 6 exons. Gene Ontology annotation, molecular function: GTPase activator activity. The record is from RefSeq and is a predicted model, not a curated record. Gene Ontology annotation, biological process: activation of GTPase activity. The coding region runs from base 1 to 1899 and encodes 632 amino acids. NCBI's taxonomy places the organism in Eukaryota, Fungi, Basidiomycota, Tremellomycetes, Trichosporonales, Trichosporonaceae. Gene Ontology annotation, cellular component: Golgi apparatus.
AUGCCCACAGCACCGCCAGCGAGGCCACACAGCGCACAUCCACAUCGUGCACUGCCCUCGGGUCUCUUCCGCACAUCCUCCGCCCCCCGCCCGCGCACCUCCCUUCACCGUGAGGCAGAGUGGGAGGCAGACGCCUGGGACUCGAGCAGCGACAAGGACGACGACGACGAACUCCUGGCUGCCGACCUCGGCGGUAUGUCCGUCGGCGGUGCGGCUCUUGCUGGGCCCUCAUCGUCGUCCGCACCCACCUCUCCCACACUUCCGACAUCGCCCACGGCCACGACAACGCAGGCUACGGCAAAGCCCAUCCCCAUUCGCCGCGCGCCGAGCCCACCCACUUCGCACUCGAACCCGGGCUCGGGUUCCAUCUCCACGUCCUGGGUAUCCGCGAGCUUCCACCCCACACCUUCACAGAACACGCCGCCAGGAGGCUAUGGCUCAUCGGCAUCGGCCGCGGGCCCUACGCAGCGUGCUGUCGUCGGUAACAGCACCGCUCCUCCAGCAGUUGCGUCCUCCUCGCCAACAGACGAGCCGAAAUCGCCGGCUUCACCACCCGCAUCCUCAGACCCGCUCGCACCAGCACCCACGCGACUUCCUCCCGGCGGUGCAUGGGAGAUUGUGGAGACGGCAGAUGCCGCUGAACCCCCAGCUCCAGAGGGCGUCAAGGGCGCCGAGGCCGUCAGGCCCGAUGCCGAAGACAUCUUGCGUGACCCGCUGCACCUUCUCUUGUCAUUAUCGUCGACACCGGCCUCGCCGCGGCCGGGCUCUGUUCCGGGGACACCAGGCGCGCCGCAUUCUGGGCGCGCGUCACCUAUAGCACCGCCGCGCGUGUCUGGUCUGUCGGCAUCGGGCGUCAGCCGCCAGCGUAGUGUGCGGACGGAACGGAGGCGUGAGCUGUAUGUGCGCGCACUCACAGUUGAGAGUGGGGGCAUUGUCGACGCCGUCAAGCUGCGCAGCCUGGCCUGGAGCGGUAUCCCGUACGAGGUCCGCCCGAUUGUUUGGCAGUUGUUGCUAAACUACCUGCCCCUUCCCGUGCAACCCCGACUUGCAACUCUUCAACGGAAGCGCAAAGAAUAUGCGGCGCUCGUGGACCAGUACUUUGGCCGUGGCCCAGCGUCGCUUGACCAGCAGAUCUGGCACCAGAUCGAAAUCGACGUGCCCCGCACCCGCCCAGGUGCGCCGCUGUGGUCCUGUCCCGCAACGCAGCGCGCACUCGAGCGUAUCCUGUACGUCUGGGCGAUCCGUCACCCCGCCUCUGGCUACGUGCAGGGCAUCAAUGACCUGGCCACCCCAUUCUUCGAAGUCUUCCUCUCGGGCUAUGUCUCGGUCGACCCCGAGGCAUUCGACGUCUCAUACCUGCCCUCCGAGGUUCUCGCUGCGGUUGAAGCAGACAGCUUCUGGUGCCUCACAAAGCUGCUGGACGGAAUUCAGGACCACUACAUCUCGCAACAGCCUGGUAUCCAGCGUCUAGUGAAGCGCAUGGGCGAGCUCAUCAAACGUAUCGACGCGCCAUUGGCCAACCACUUUGAGGAACAGGGUGUCGAGUACAUGCAGUUUGCGUUCAGGUGGAUGAACUGUCUCCUCAUGCGCGAGAUUACUGUCAAGUGUACCAUCCGCAUGUGGGAUGCCUAUUUGUCUGAGGGCAAGGAGGCAUUCUCCCAGUUCCACCUCUACGUCUGUUGCGCCCUCCUUGUCAAGUUUAGCGACCGGCUGCGAGAGAUGGACUUCCAGGAAAUCAUCAUGUUCCUCCAGCGUCUUCCGACCAUGUCCUGGACCGACGUCGACAUUGAGCUGCUUCUCUCUGAAGCGUUCGUGCUGAAGAAUGUGUGGCAUGGCGCCGACAACCAUUUCGCAAACUUGCCGAAUGGCGGUGGUGGCUUUGGCAUGUUGGGGAGGUAA